Molecule: messenger RNA, 288 nt
Organism: Trichoderma asperellum CBS 433.97
Lineage: Eukaryota; Fungi; Ascomycota; Sordariomycetes; Hypocreales; Hypocreaceae
Source: RefSeq, a predicted model, not a curated record
GCCUCCAAGGCGGCUGCUGCCCAACAGCACCAAGCCCAGCAGGAUGCUGCAGUUGCCCAAGCCCUCGAGAUUGCUCGGGAGAGCCCAGACGGCGCCUCAGAUCCCACCGUCAGCAAGAUCCUGGAGAUGGCUCUGUCGCAGAUCUGGGGCAAGGUCCAAGCCCAGCCCGACUCAUAUGUCAUGACGCGUGACGAGUUUGCCGUCUUCAACUUCUUCCAGCACCGCUUCACCGGCGACAAGACGGCUGUCACAGCGCGCAAGCGAUACUGGGACCAUGCCAGGGCUUAA